Brettanomyces bruxellensis is the source of this 1362-nucleotide messenger RNA. RefSeq lists its product as uncharacterized. Gene Ontology annotation, biological process: transcription by RNA polymerase III. The coding region runs from base 1 to 1362 and encodes 453 amino acids. Gene Ontology annotation, cellular component: RNA polymerase III complex. Lineage: Eukaryota; Fungi; Ascomycota; Pichiomycetes; Pichiales; Pichiaceae. The record is from RefSeq and is a predicted model, not a curated record. Gene Ontology annotation, molecular function: DNA binding. The transcript has a single exon.
AUGUCGGACAUCAACAGGCGGCUUGACUCGAUCUCGCGGCCAUCCAAAUCGAGCCACAAGCUCAAAUUCCGGCCGAAAGUCGUGGCUAGGAAGCCGAAAUCGGAGCGUGAUUCACAUAUUACAACUCCAGGCAUUAACAGGAAGGCUUUGCGUGCCCACCAGCAGAAAAGGCGGUUCAUGCCGAACAAAGGGCGCUCAAACAAGAAGUACAGGGACACAACAAUCGUUUCAGCAGGUCCGUUGAGUGCGGGAGCAGUUUCUAUGGGUUCUGUUGGCAGUUCAAGUAUGAGAUCGAAGUCGAUAUCUCCAGUUUCAGAUCUCGUUGCAAAACUUCGGCAGAGAGACGACAAGAGCAAGCUGAAAAUGGAGAUGAAGAGCGAUAGUGUGGCUCUAGGGGGCGCGGGCAUGCCGUACGGGGAUGAAGAUGAGGAAGAUGACAAUUCUGCACAGGCAAAAGAUGGUGAUUUGAAGAUAAACAUGGGUGAGGAGCUGAAAUUCAGCCCGGAGGACCUGAAAUACUUCCCAGUUCGGGCAAAGAGGGUCCAGCACAGGGAACCGGGUGAGGAGGACGAGCCCGAUAAAACAGUGAAGACGGAAUUCCGCAGAGAAACGUCUGUCAUCUCCAGUAAGGAGAAUAGCACCACCCCUGCACCAGUUAGCGAUCGUAACACUCCAGAACUUACGGCUGAUGGAGAAGAGAGCGCAAAGCAGCAGGCAGAGAGCAUUGAUGCGAUAUCUGAGGCCCAGAAGAGAUACGAGCGGGAGUCGUUAAUGGAAGAUUACAGCUCAAUAGUGAAGUUUAUGAAGAAAGUUGAGAUUGAUGACGGUGAGAAGAAGGAAGAGUCGCACUUGCUCGACACGGAGAACGCCGAGAAGGAGGAUGGUGGUGUAAAGGUGAAGACGGAGCAUGAUGGGGGCGAUCUCGAGGCAAAAGCAGAUGAUAAGACGAAAAAAGAGGUCAAGCAAGAGCAGAAGCCUCUGCCGGGAUGCAUGUUUGUGCAAUUUCCGGCACUUUUACCGGAAUUUGAGGAUGCAGGUGCGGAUUCUGGCAAGCCGAAGGUUGCUGUGAAGAUAGAAGACGGCGAAAAGAGUUCGAAACAGGAGGCUGCAUCGAGAAUUUUGAGAGAAAGAGGUGCGGAAAAGACUGAAAAGCAGAAAAAGCUUCCUAGAGGCAUAAUUGGCAAAUUGCGGUAUCACAAGUCGGGAAAGGUGAGCAUGAAGAUCGGAAAUGUGAUCUUUGAUGUUAUGAGAGGUGCUCCUGGGAAUUUCAGGCAAGAUAUUGUCGGCAUAGACAAAAACAACACUAAAUGCUAUGAUCUGGGUUCUGUUGAUGAAGUGGUGAUAGCAGCACCAAAACUAUGA